Messenger RNA from Closterium sp. Naga37s-1, 702 nucleotides. Lineage: Eukaryota; Viridiplantae; Streptophyta; Zygnematophyceae; Desmidiales; Closteriaceae. The record is from the annotation of a GenBank genome assembly.
AUGGCUGUAGAAAGGGAGGAUAAUGAGCUUAGUGAGGCAGUUAGAGGGCUGUUUGCAACAUUGAGAGGGGAACUUGCAGCAGUGAAGGAGGAGUUGGCAGCUGUGAAAGGGGAGGUGGCAGCAGCAGCGGCGGAUAAGGCGGCACGGCAGAGUGACCGAGGGUUAGUGUUGGAGGAGAGGAGGUGCGUUGUGAAGAACGAGGUGAAUGAGUUGAGGCGCACGCCUUGCAUUGGGCUCGCCCCAUCAGCCAUGGCUCAGAUGACUUCAGUGCCCAUGCUGCUGCCAGGGCUGCUGAUCGCCCUCCUUCUCGCAGCUGCCAUCGCGAAGCACGGCAAUUCUCAGAUGGCGGGAUUGAGUGAGGCUGUUGGAGCUGUCAUGGCGAGUAUGGCCGGAGCACAGGAGUGGACAGAGGCGAUGGAAACCAGAAUGAGGGCGCUUGGCGUGCAGGUGGAAGAUACAAUGAGGGAGUUGGCAGCAGCCAAGGGGGAACUGAGUGAGGAGGCUAGAAAGGGAGAGGAUAAAAUGAGAGCAAAGUUGGCAGUGGAAAGGGAAGAGAGGAGGAGGGAGGUGCAGGAGUUGAAUUGGCCACGUGUCAUGGAGGAAUUAGCAAUAUGUAAAGAAUGGCAAAGGAUCAAAGAUACAGAGCUGUAUCUUGAUCUGCAAAUCAGCCAGAGUAAAGGCGACCGGAAGACUGCAUGGGAG